Messenger RNA from Medicago truncatula (barrel medic), 1554 nucleotides. Its product is annotated as receptor-like protein EIX2. Gene Ontology annotation, molecular function: protein binding. Bases 1 to 1554 code for a protein of 517 amino acids. The transcript has a single exon. NCBI's taxonomy places the organism in Eukaryota, Viridiplantae, Streptophyta, Magnoliopsida, Fabales, Fabaceae. The record is from RefSeq and is a predicted model, not a curated record.
AUGGUGAGUAAGAUUCUUCCAAAUUUAAGAGAAUUGAGGGUAAGUGAGUGUGAUCUUUUAGAUAUAAAUAUUUCUCCUUUGUUUGACUCAUUUUGCAACACUUCCUCUUCUCUUACCAUCCUUGAUAUCUCUUCUAAUAUGCUAACAUCAUCAACCUUUAAGUGGCUAUUCAACUUCACCUCUAACUUAAAGGAGCUUUAUCUUUCAAAUAAUAAGUUUGUUUUGUCAUCUUUGAGUUUGAUGAACUUUCAUUCUCUCUUGAUCCUUGACCUCUCUCAUAAUAAGUUGACACCAAUUGAAGCUCAAGAUAAUUUCAUUUUCAACUUCACCACCAAAUAUCAAAAGCUUUAUCUUCGAAACUGCAGUCUUUCAGAUAGAAACAUUCCCUUACCAUAUGCAUCCAAUUCAAAGUUGUUAUCUGCUCUCGUCUCCCUCGAUAUCUCAUUUAAUAUGUCGAAAUCAUCAGUUAUAUUCUAUUGGCUUUUUAAUUUCACAACCAAUCUUCAUAGGCUUCACCUGUCAAAUAAUUUGUUGCAAGGUCACAUUCCAGAUAACUUUGGUAACAUAAUGAACUCUCUUUCAUAUCUCAACCUUUCUAACAACGAACUGCAGGGCGAGAUUCCAACAUCCUUCGGGAACAUAAGCACAUUGCAAACCUUAUUACUUUCCAAUAACCAAUUAUGUGGGAAAAUACCUAAAAGUAUAGGCUUGCUAUCUAUGUUGGAGUAUCUCAUCUUAAAUAAGAACUCGUUGGAGGGUAAAGUCAUUGAAUCACAUUUUGCUAGCUUGUCCAAUUUGAUAAGGUUAGAACUGUCAUACAAUUCUUUAUCUCUAAAAUUCAACACUGAUUGGGUUCCACCGUUCCAAUUAAGUAGAUUGGAAUUAGCAUCUUGUAGUUUGGGUCCAAGUUUUCCAAGAUGGCUUCAGACACAAAGUUACUUGUUGAGUCUGAAUAUCUCUAAUGCAAGAAUUGAUGACACUGUUCCAUCAUGGUUCUGGCAUAUGUCACAAAAUAUGUAUGCAUUGAAUCUCUCCUACAACAACUUGAAAGGAACCAUUCCAGAUUUACCACUUUCAUUUACUUACUUUCCAAUAUUGAUUUUGACUUCAAACCAAUUUGAAAAUUCAAUUCCACCAUUCAUGUUGAAAGCAGCAGCAUUGCAUCUUUCUCAUAACAAAUUCUCAAAUUUGGAUUCACUUUUAUGUCACAAAAAUGAUACAACUAAUUCCUUGGGAAUUUUAGAUGUAUCAAACAAUCAACUGAAAGGCGAGAUACCCGACUGUUGGAAUAGUCUGAAGUCAUUACAGUAUCUUGAUCUUAGCAAUAAUAAAUUGUGGGGAAAGAUUCCACUAUCCAUAGGCACCCUUGUGAAUUUGAAGGCUUUGGUUCUACACAACAAUACUUUAACUGAAGACCUACCUUCUUCCAUGAAGAAUUUGACCGAUUUAACAAUGUUGGAUGUUGGUGAAAAUAAAUUGUCUGGUUCAAUUCCUUCAUGGAUUGGCGAAAACCUACACCAAUUGGCGGUCUUGAGUUUACGCUUGAAUCGCUAA